AUGUCAUGUUUUUCGCUUGAAUCCCGGUUGGACACCUACAAAGAAAGCAAAGCAAAUUCAAAAAAAACGAGUUUCUUAGAGUUUGCACUGUGUGGCCUUUUUAUGUCCAGUUCAGAGAAUUACAUGACGACCACGUGUUACUUGUGCGACAAAACACUGAGUUACUGGAUGGAUGACGAUAUACCAUUUGUAGAACACUUAAAAAGACACAAUAACUGUCCGCUGUACCAGUUACACGAUGCUAGCCAGAGAUUGCUCACGUUUGAUGGAUUGAAAAUGCCACACGCAAGGAUAAGGAAACUCGCAGAAAAGGGGUUUUUUGCCUAUUCCCUGAAAGCAGGACAUAUGGACCUGUUUUGCUACAAAUGCGGGUUCUACAUGAGUCAUUUUCCGGGUUAUAACUCGAAUCAAAUGCGGUACCACGAUAAAAAGUGUGUACCUGACCACAAAUACAUUUUGAGAUCACCAAGCGACUUUCUGAAGAAUCCCCACGAUUUGUUCUUCAUAGAUCUGCUCUCUGGGAGAUAUAGGGCUGUCAUAUCGCAGUACCUUUCGCACGAAACAGUAUACCUGCACGGCUCUCUCGCGAAUGAUCUAAGGUUACUGUUCAGCUUCAGAGGAAAGAACACGUUUUUGUUGAGCACAAAAAGUGCCUUACUGCAGUGUUUGAACAAUAUGAUAGAGCACGCAAAAGAAUUGGUAGAGAAUGAUGAAAAUAACAUUAAUAACCUGCUGGAUGAGUUAUCAAAUGAGAAUGAACUGUAAAUUUGUAUUUUGCUCAUCGUAUAAUAAUUUUAAAGCUCAUUCCAAAUAAAUCAUAGUGUAGUUUACUUAUACAAAAUUUAUGGUUGGAUGCGCCCUUAUGUACCAAAAACGAAUAAAAUAUUGUUCCAGA
Molecule: messenger RNA, 895 nt
Organism: Vavraia culicis subsp. floridensis
Lineage: Eukaryota; Fungi; Microsporidia; Pleistophoridae
Exons: 1
Coding region: 1-765 (254 amino acids)
Source: RefSeq, a predicted model, not a curated record